This is a messenger RNA of Penicillium canariense, 3246 nucleotides long. RefSeq lists its product as uncharacterized. The coding region runs from base 1 to 3246 and encodes 1081 amino acids. NCBI's taxonomy places the organism in Eukaryota, Fungi, Ascomycota, Eurotiomycetes, Eurotiales, Aspergillaceae. Gene Ontology annotation, molecular function: protein binding. The transcript has 4 exons. The record is from RefSeq and is a predicted model, not a curated record.
AUGGCGGACUCAGAAUGGGAUGCUUUCAGGCCAGAAAUUGAGCGACUUUAUGUUUACGAGAGCAAGCCUCUAUCCGCUGUCCUGGAGUACAUGGCAACCAAGUACUCAAUGGUGACAUCCCGGGCAAAAUUGAAUAGACUGCUCGACGCCUGGGGAAUUGAAAAGAACCUCAUCACUCGCCCGGAGGAAUGGCCGUAUAUUGGGAGAAAAAUCUUGAAAAGAAAGCGGGAUGAUAAAAAAGAAAGUGAAAUUCAUAUUCGAGGGGAGCAAGUUCAGCCUGAAAAUGUUAGGAAGAAAUUGUACCGGGAAGCCUAUGUGCCAACCAGAGACCUGAUUUCGAACGCGCCGUCACCGGAGACCCCAGAAGGUGUUCUAGUAUGGACCCCAGCAUCACCAGGAAUGCGUCUCAAUUGGAAUACGCCACUUCCGUGGCUGCGAUUCCUCCAGCUUCUACACCCUCCGCAUGCGCAAGGUCCAAACUCGCCCUCGCCUCUCGUUGUGUCCUCUCCUUCAUCGACUUUUCCUGCCCCAUCUCCAUCCUCGUCUCUUGCUAUAUCAUCACCUGGAAAGUCUUAUGCAAUGUAUCGAGCCGUCAACAGAGAAUUGCUCCAGCGAUUAAGCUCCAUUAUACCCUGGGGAAGACUGAACAGCCCUCCUAGCAUACAAAGCAGUUCCAAAACAGCAGCUGCAUUGACAAUUCUGAUGCCUGAGCAGUUCAAGGGGCAGCAUCAGAGUUUAUCAUCGAAAUUGAGCAGCUCUAGGAACAGUGGAAAAGAUCUUCUGGCUGUGGAACUGUUCCUUCUCUCCAACAACCUGAUCCCGCAUGCCCGUGAAGGGCGAUCUACAAGGGGGAUGAGAUCCGAAGAUGAGCGAGUGAUGAAGAUGCUUAAGGAUUCUAGUUGGGGUGAUUCGAAACAUCUCAGGAUCUUGUUAUCAACACACGAGCCAUCAGCCGAAGCUAUUGCGGAGAAGGUCUUCGCAAGUUCACUGAGACUUAAAGAUUUGGAGACAGUGAGAAUGAUGCUAGAGGCUCAGAUGGAUCCAAAUGGAAAAAUUGAAACGGUCGAAUACGGCAUGUUGACGCCCCUGCAGUUUGCCGCAAGUCUUGCAGAUGAUGAUGGUGCCGAAUUGGUCGACCUUUUGGUAGCCCAUGGAGCCGACGUAAAUCCAUCCGUCGAUGAAUAUCCCCCAUUGUUUUACGCAAUUCAAGCAAACAACACCAUAUGCAUGGACAAGCUUUUAUUGCAGCGCGCCGUGGUAACGCCAGCAUGCCUUUCUGCCGCAACGAGGUUGGAUACCUUUGAAGCCUUUGAAGAGAUAGUCGAUUCUUGCUACGAUGUGAAUGCACGAGCAGGAUUGCAGGACCACAGUGCUCUUGCGGAAGCCGUGCAGAUUGGGAAUGUCCCAAUGAUUCAGCUUCUGCUAGCGAAAGGUGCAAAGAUGGAUGAGCUAGUCGCUAUCGAAUUCGAACAAGAUACUGCCACUACAACAAUAUUAGGGCUUGGGGUGCUAACUAGAAAGCUUGAAGUCAUACGAUCAUUACUGGAUCACGGCGUUGACAUCAACCCUGACUUCGAUGGCUUUCCCUUUAUCUCCCCCCUUACAUUGGCUGUCGAAGUGGGAAGAAUCGAUAUCGUCAUUUUCUUGCUGCAGGAGGGAGUGGAUGUGAAGGCUAUUGAUGAGGGAUCAGACAAGACUCUACUUGAACGAGCAGCCAGCAAGAAAAAUCUAGCUUAUUGUGAAGCUUUGCUGGCUUACGGAGCCAAGCUUAAUGGCGAAAAUGCCAGUUCUGCGAAUGAGUCUUCGGCACUUCUCGUUGCUUUAAUGAGUGGUUCGACGGAAAUCGUUGCGCUCUUCAUUGCCGCACAUGCACGUCUCAAUGAUUAUUACACGAAGCCUCCUGGUUCUGUUCUUGGCGCAGCCAUCGAAAUGGGAGACAUGACAUCAAUCCACAUGCUGUUAACAGCCGGUGCUCGACUGAUUGGGAUGAAAAUCCGGAAGAUAGGAAAUCUAGAAACUGCACAGUUCCUACAGGGAAAUGGAGUUCUGCGAAAUCUGCUAAUUGUUUCUGGAAGCAGGAUUUUGGCCGCCGCUAUCACCUAUCGCCAACUCGACUUAGCCCAAUAUCUGCUUGAUCAUGAUGCUGAUCUUGGAGACCAGCUCGGGAGAGAAGACAAUUCCUCUGUGGAGCAAAGUCCAUUAGAGGCUGCGAUAGAGCAAGGAAAUCUACGACUCGCGGAAGUUCUCUUGGAUCGAGGCGCAAAAGUCACGGAUGGUGUUCUAGCAGGAGCUAUGAGACCGUCACACUUUGAUGCCAGGUUCCAGCGACGCCUUCUGGCUGGUUUCCAUGAAAGCGCUCCAAGUGCUGUAGGGGCCGCAAUCGUUUAUGGACACCCGCUGGGGCUGUUCCAAGAGGCGAAUGUGGACCCCAGAGGUACACCCCAACUCGAAUCCUCUUAUUUUCAGCUGGAUGAAUGUGAUUUUGAAAUUCCAUCUCCUGAGUCGGUUCUUGAGCUUGGGGUCGUGAUGGGAAACAAGGAGGGUUUGCUCUCUCUACUUGAAUGGAUUCCCUGGAGUGCAGAUCUUGUUGGCCGCGCUCUGACACUCGCCAUUCUUCUUGAAGAGCAACAGCUGUUGGAUAUUCUGAUGAAAUUCUGCCCUGAUGUUGCGCAAGAGAUCACGAUUUCCUACCAUGAUUCCGACGAUUUUGGGACGGUGAGUGGAAACAAAGACACCUAUACCCCGCUUCAAGCUGCAGUCAAGCACCAGCACAUCAAAGUUGCGACUGAAUUAGCAAAGAGCGCGGAUGUCAAUUUCUUGGGAAACGGCGCCCGUCGCCGAACACCUUUGCAACAUGCUGUUGAGAACGGCAAUAUGGAGCUGGUCAAUAUGCUUUUGAAACGCGGAGCUCGAGCCGAUGGAGCUCCUGCCGAGGAUGGUGGCGCGACCGCUUUGCAGAUUGCAUCCCUUCGUGGGUAUAUCGGCAUCGCACAGAGAAUGCUUGAUCUAGGUGCGGACGUGAAUGAAGGUCCUGCGAAGCUUAAUGGGCGAACAGCCUUGCAAGGUGCGGCAGAGUACGGUCGCAUUGAUAUGCUGCACAUGCUUCUUGAUAAAGGGCCGUUGGUUGUCGGAGAUGCUGAGCGCCAUUAUCAUAAGGCUGUAGACCUCGCAGAGCGGAACGGGCAUAUGGCUGCUGCGAAAAUCCUCAGGCAUUUCAGGAGCACUGUUGAGCUGAGCUUAUCUUAG